AUGAAAAAGCCAACUUCUCCUAAGGAUCAGAACAAGCUAUUUCAGAGCUAUCAACCUCCUCCUCCUUCUUUUUCUCCCCCUCAGUAUUUCCCACAACCAGGUGGUGCAGGCUAUGCUCAAGCACCUCAAGGAUACCCCGUGGCGUCGAAAAAGCGACUUGCUCAUGGAGUUAAAACCGGUGAGAAGUCCAGGGAUGAACAGUUGCUCGCUGAGACGGCAGGACUACGACGACGUGUACGCCGAGACACUGAAGCGGCUUUUGAUCCCAAAUGUAACUCGGAGCUCCUGAAGGAGAUCAUUCUAGAGAACAUGGAUGCGACAACGGCAGUAGCCAAGCGUCAAAUUCAAGAAGCCGCUACCACCCGGCUAGGAGGAAGAAUUGAUGUCGUCUGCUCAACGGGAACCUUUUCCUAUAUCGUAAAUACGGAACUGUACUGUGAAACGGAGAAGAACGGCACUACGUGCUUUGCAUUCCGGCAAUCAUCAUAA
Haemonchus placei is the source of this 489-nucleotide messenger RNA. The record is from the annotation of a GenBank genome assembly. Lineage: Eukaryota; Metazoa; Nematoda; Chromadorea; Rhabditida; Trichostrongylidae.